Messenger RNA from Electrophorus electricus (electric eel), 1541 nucleotides. RefSeq names its product transcription factor AP-4 (activating enhancer binding protein 4) (gene tfap4). NCBI's taxonomy places the organism in Eukaryota, Metazoa, Chordata, Actinopteri, Gymnotiformes, Gymnotidae. Gene Ontology annotation, molecular function: protein dimerization activity; RNA polymerase II cis-regulatory region sequence-specific DNA binding; DNA-binding transcription factor activity, RNA polymerase II-specific. The record is from RefSeq and is a predicted model, not a curated record. Gene Ontology annotation, cellular component: nucleus. Gene Ontology annotation, biological process: regulation of transcription by RNA polymerase II.
CGUACAUGCAGAAGGAGGGAGAGAGAGGGGAGGGAGGCAGAGAGAGAGCGCCACACACUACGAGGGAACCCCAUCAGCUGGAAGUAGAGUAACAUUACAACUCUUAACGUUCAGCUAACGUUACAUUCAUAUGCACAGGACUGUAAAAUCAGAAGGAUAUACCAGAUUAGUUUAAUUAAAUGCGCGGUCGCUUGCGGGAAUCUGUUUUACAAGGCACGAUUAUUCAAAAUAAGCAAAAUAUUAGAAGACUCGGGGACUCAAAGCUGGAGAGGAAAGCAUGGAGUAUUUCAUGGUACCAACUCAGAAGGUGCCCUCCUUGCAACAUUUUAGGAAAACGGAGAAAGAAGUCAUAGGGGGCUUGUGUAGUUUAGCGAACAUCCCCCUCACGCCAGAGACGGCACGGGACCAGGAGCGGCGCAUUCGCAGGGAGAUCGCCAACAGCAACGAGCGCAGGCGUAUGCAGAGCAUCAACGCUGGAUUUCAGUCACUCAAAACACUCAUACCACACAGCGAUGGCGAGAAGCUGAGCAAGGCUGCCAUCCUGCAGCAGACAGCCGAGUACAUCUUCUCUCUUGAGCAGGAGAAGACGCGGCUAUUGCAGCAGAACACACAGCUCAAGCGCUUCAUCCAGGAGUUUAGUGGCUCGUCACCAAAGAGGAGGCGUGCAGAGGAGAAGGACGAGGGCAUCGGCUCUCCAGACAUCCUGGAGGAGGAGAAGGUGGAGGACCUACGGCGGGAGAUGAUUGAGCUCCGGCAGCAGCUGGAGAAAGAGCGCUCAGUGCGUAUGAUGCUGGAGGAGCAGAUCCGCUCUCUGGAUGCUCACCUCUACCCGGAGAAGUUGAAGGUGAUUGCCCAGCAGGUGCAAGAGCAGCACGUGCAGACACAGACUCUGCUCCGCCUGCAUCAGCAGGAGCAACUGGAGAGAGAGUCUGCCCGCAGCCCGCAGGUGUUCUCCCCAGCCACUCCCCCUGCCUCCACCCACCACGCCACGGUUAUAGUUCCUGCUCCCACGUUGCCUCCGCCCCCCCACCACGUCAACGUGGUAACCAUGGGCCCUGCCUCAGUCAUCAACUCAGCAUCCACAUCGCGACAGAACUUGGACACCAUUGUGCAGGCCAUCCAGCACAUUGAGGGCACGCAGGAGAAAAUGGGCAUGCCUGAAGAAGAACAACGCCGGGCGGUCAUCGUCACCCCAGGCCGCGUGGUCACAGACACUGCGGACUCUGACACUGCCUCCGAUAAUGAAGGGUCAGAGGACUGUUAACCGCCCUGAGAGCUCCCCUUCAGUAAUGGGGCGAAGAGGGUGGCCACAGCCACAGGGAGGGCCCUCCCGCAGACUCUGUCUCUCUCUCUCUCUCGCUCUCUCGCUCUCUCUCUGUCUUUCUCUGUCUCUUGCUCACAUAGACAUGCAGAAUGAAUAGGAUAGUGUUAACAGACCUGAAAAGGUUCAAUCAAGAGUUCGUUGAACAAAAUGUUUAAAACAUAAUCAGUCUAUCUCUAUCUCUCUCUUUCACUCAGUCACACAUACACACACACACACA